AUGGAUCCCCUUUCCAUCGCCGCUUCGUUGGCCGGUCUAAUCACAAUAUCAACCCAAAUCAUUAGCAUCAUCCACACCAUCAAAUCCAAGAACAACAAAGAGCUAGACUCAAUUUUCAGAGAAGUCCAAGCUGUACGCGGUAUACUAUGUCAGAUCCAACAGAUCGUACAGUUCCAGUCUACGAAGGAAACCAAGAAUUCUGAAUGGCUUGAUGCACUCAACUCUACGCUGGAUGAUUGCGGUGAUACUUAUCUCCAGCUGCAGAAGUCCUUACAAGGAUUUGUCUCGACCUCAAAACUUGCAGCGUUGAAGAAGAAGGUCAAAUGGACAUUGAAAGAAAAGGACAUUCAGGACUUAUUGAGAAAGGUAGAGAGCUACAAGCUUUCGCUGGAUUUGUUAUUAUCUGUUCAAACGAGCACAACCACAACGAAUAUCGAGGAUGUGCUCAUUCAAGUGCAGAAGAAGCUACUACUAGCGCCACCUAUCCCUUCUGCAGUUCGGACACCCUUGUCGUGGAGAAAGAAGUUGGCAGGCUUCCAGACAGAGAAUCAGACCUCUCAGACAAGCGAUUCCGAAGAUAGUUCGUCAAACUCGGAUGUAGGUGAUGAUGAUAUCUCUGCUUCGUACAUAAUUCCAGGACCGAAAACCACUGGCUGGACAGUCCCAGGGAUCUUCGGUAUAAACCAGGAUGAAGGCAAAGACGCCCCUGAUCUGAACAGCCCAAGCCUCGUUUGCAUCAGUGAAAUAUCUGUUGCCUCUAUGACCCAACCGACCGAGCGCUUCUUUGUAUCAGUGGGCAAAUGCAGCUUGAUAAUUGCCCGGUGCAACAUUAAGGGCAGUGUAUGUCCUCUAAGUCAGCUUGACGAGCGUGACGACAGAGAGCAGUUCCACCUCGCACUUGAACAGUUUGCCCUGAAGUCAAGCCCGGAUUCCCAACAGGUGCUCGUCAAUUUCGAGAGCGUACAAGACCGAGAGAUCUUCUUAGGACGUCUUGAUGCAGUAAAAUAUCUGCAGCGCAUGGAUAUGGCAUUCAUUCUGCCGAACAAGUUCUACCACCACUCGCCUUACCAGAAGCGAGUCCAACAUGUACAGAUAGGCUACGCAGAUGGUACCGAAAAGUCAUACAUCUAUCCCUAUCUAUAUCUUGAUUAUCCCGUCGACGGCGAUCUUGUCAUGCUUGCAUGCUCGACAAAACCAAAUAAUGAGGCGGCGGUGGUAUUCAAGGAAAAUAUCCUUGGGCUUGAUUUUCAGAUAGUGGGAUCCGAGGCUAUUGUAUUCACUAACCAGAGUGGAGAGGCCAUCCAAACUAUAUCCGCUACUCUCGGGUCUCUCGAUGAGCUAUUUCAUAUGUUUCAUCGAUUGAAGGAUGCCGUGAGAGAGUGGGAAUCUACAAGAAUAAACGGCGUGGAUGAAUUUAUCGUCCAGAAAGAAUGGCCAGUACAGCGCCUCGAAUUUUGGAAAGAUUCUUUGGCUGUUACAUGUUUAUUCCACAAUGUUCUCGCUGUUGUCAAAGUGGACCAUUUCCAAAAACGGAUGAAGAUGGACAUAUUGAGUGGAGACUCGCGGGAGAUAUUAGCUUCCUGUCACGUGAUGACUUCGUCUGUGCUGUUCUAUAAGGAGCAUUUCAGAAAAAACUCCCCAGACUUUUUCGUUGACCCGGUCGUUCAAGCUGGCUUUUGGGAUCUCAGAAAAGACAGUGCUACACCUGAGAAUUAUCAAGGGGGACAGGUUAAGAUUCAUGGCAACAAGGCAAAGAAGAUCUGUGAUGAACUUGAAGAUAUUGUGGAAGGGUUGAAGGGUAACACCGUUGAUGCACAGAAGAGGUUUCUGAAAGAGAUCGGGCAAGCAUAA
Messenger RNA from Penicillium arizonense, 1851 nucleotides. RefSeq lists its product as uncharacterized. The record is from RefSeq and is a predicted model, not a curated record. The transcript is spliced from 10 exons. Lineage: Eukaryota; Fungi; Ascomycota; Eurotiomycetes; Eurotiales; Aspergillaceae. The coding region runs from base 1 to 1851 and encodes 616 amino acids.